This is a messenger RNA of Pyricularia grisea, 822 nucleotides long. RefSeq lists its product as uncharacterized. Gene Ontology annotation, biological process: regulation of DNA-templated transcription; transforming growth factor beta receptor signaling pathway. The record is from RefSeq and is a predicted model, not a curated record. The transcript has a single exon. The coding region runs from base 1 to 822 and encodes 273 amino acids. Gene Ontology annotation, cellular component: transcription regulator complex. NCBI's taxonomy places the organism in Eukaryota, Fungi, Ascomycota, Sordariomycetes, Magnaporthales, Pyriculariaceae.
AUGGCCUCUGACUCUGUCCCCACGGAGCCACAGCCGAAAUGCUUCUGCUUUGAAGGCUGUCAUCCGGCAGACUGCGUCCUCUGCAUCUGCCCCUAUCACUGGAGCCAGACCUGCUCCAAGAAGCUCACGACAUCUUUGUUCUGCGUCCAACACGAGGACGAGUUUUCUGCACUACUCUCACCCUCUGCAUCGGUGGAGUCGUUCAAUCUUGAAGAUCUUGAUGAAACGUCUCAGUGGCAGACCUCCCCGGACAAAAUCGUUGGCAUCAUACCCUCGUGGUUGCAGGACGACGCCGUCACCAUGCCCUUGCUACCAUCACCCCCGCUUGCAGUCCUCGACCCUGCCAUCGUGCUCACGGUUGAGAAGUGCUCAGGAGGCCGCAUCUACCAGAGCGCCAGCAAGAUUUACUUUGUCAGCGAUAGCGACGGGGACGGCGAAGACGACGAGGAUGGUACUGACAACGACUCGUCUUUGUCGAUGUGGCAAGACGAUGAUUUCGAUGAUGAUAACAUAGAGAUAUCAUCGGUCGCGACAGAUCCGUCAGAGUACGUUUCUGACGAGUCUGAUCAUGACGAUUCCGCCGGUGACAACCUGCUCAGCAUCCGCAACGUACUCGCUCGCGAGCGCGCAGACCUGCUCAAACUGGGCUACUGCAGCGACUGGCUUCACGACUUGUACUAUGCUGCCGAGUUCAUCCUAGUGAGCCUGUAUGACCAGUGGGACGAGGAUCUCUGCCGGGGCUUCCAUCUGCUCAAUGAGAAGAUAGACUCUGAGAUCUGGCGGCUUCAGAAGCAGACCGAGUCCAAGACUCUACGGUAUUGA